AGUUUUCUUUCGAGAUGUUGGACAAGAAUUGAUACAACUAAUUCUUAAGAAAUGUUUUUAUAAGUGAAAUAACUCACAUUGGGACAUCUCGGCACUUGGUAUGAUUAGUCUAGAGCUUGUAAUACUCAAUUUUGUUCUUAUUAAUAAGUAACUCGCAGAUUUCAUAUCAGAGAAAUACUAAGAGAGAGAAAUAUUUUGAUAAAAUUUUGUACCGGGCGGAGUUUGGACUUUUAAUGGAGAAUGAGAGCGAGUAGUAAUCUUGAAGAACCAAACGCAGGAUCGACGACGAAAUAAACGACGAGCACCUCGGUGGCAAGUCCUUAUGCCCAUGAGGCGGCGAUCACGAUGGAGCCACGUGCGAUGAUGAUGUCGAACCUGUCGUGCGACGGCUGCGCGGACAGCGACCGGGACUCGGAUAGUAGCAGCAUGAUCGUCGACCCGGUGAGUCUCGACAAGAACGACCUGUCGCCGCCGUCGCAGACGUCGUCGAGCCCGGUGAUACCGAGCUGCUCGCCGGUACCAACGCCGACGUCAGUGCCGCCGUCGGCCGGCAGGAGUCGAAGCACCAGUGGAAGCGGUGGCGGCGGACGUUCUUCAAAGAAAACGUACUCGAUGAUGUCGGCAUCGAGUCAAUCAGGAAAAUCUAGCAGUUCCAAUCAAUCCCCAUCCAGUUAUAAUUCCGACAAGAUGUCGUCGUCCCUGAUAAAGCCGCCGUAUUCGUAUAUCGCGUUAAUCACCAUGGCGAUCUUACAGUCGCCGCAGAAAAAGCUGACGUUGAGCGGUAUCUGCGAAUUCAUUAUGUCCCGCUUUCCCUAUUACCACGACAAGUUCCCCGCCUGGCAGAAUUCUAUCAGGCACAAUCUCUCGCUCAACGAUUGCUUCAUCAAGAUUCCACGCGAGCCUGGAAACCCGGGAAAGGGUAACUACUGGACGCUGGACCCGUUGGCGGAAGACAUGUUCGACAAUGGUAGCUUCCUGAGACGCAGGAAGCGAUACAAGAGGCCGCCGCCGCACUACGUGCUGCGAGACCGAGCGAUCAUGGCCACCUUCGCUAUUUGUGGUGACCGAGGACCCUGUCCAGGUGGUGGUGGCAGUCACCCGGGUGCUCUGGCUUAUCCUGGAGCCGCUUACCUAUCACCACCGCCCGGUCUGCCUUUACUAGACUUCUCUCCAUCUACCCUGGAGGCGCUGAAACUCGGCGGUUUCCUUGAACCGCCGCCACCGCUCUACAAACCAGUGCCCAUCACGGCGCCGCCGAUCAGGCAAAUCGAUCCGACCUCCACCAGGAUCACGACGUUGCCAGCUAGUCAUACGACGAGCGUCGACAAGAAGCGCAAUUUCAGCAUCGAUGCGCUCAUCGGCAAGCAAGCAGCCAGCGAUCAAAACUGCGGCGCGUUGCUGGAUCUCAGCCCGUCGGAGCACAGAGAGAUCAGGAGCCAGGCGUCUGCCUUCUCGCCGCUUGUCUAGGAAUCUGGCGAUCUUCUUUUCCAAAGACAUACGGUGACUUUCCGAAAGUAUUAAUCACUUUGUAGCUCUUUACGAGCUUAGCGUGAUUACUAAUUUUGAGAGGGCCAGAAGUGGUAUAAUUAAUUGUAAGCGUCAAACGCGUGUUCUUGUAAGAAGAAUUCCUAAUUAUUAUUGGACAAGACAAUUUCGCUAAUAUUGAAAAUUUGAGUUCAGAAGCUUCAGCUUCUGUCCCUCGAAAUAAAGAAUGGAAGAAAAAAUCAUAAUUUUUCUUCUUACGAAAAAGAGUGAUAGAAUCGCGAAGUGAACACUAAAUUCGAUCGCGUUGGUGAAUCAUAAUCAUCAAAGACUGAUUAGAAACUUGGCUGAUGAAGAAUGUGCUUCGAGAAAGUUUGAAACAAUCGCACCGCAAAGGACUACUCUUUCCAAAUGGUAAUUGAUGUCGUUAGCCAAUAUUCUAUUUGACCAAUGCUGUCCAAAUGAAAUAAACAUCUUAAUCUCGUGAAUAAACGGAGCAUGAUGUUUCGUAAUUUAAAAAUCGUUUUUCCUAUAAAUCACAGUUUAUUCAUGGACGAAGAAAGAAAUAUAUAUCAUUAAAGCAUAGAAACUCUCUAAUAAGAGAAUAUGAAUAUGAAAAAGCUACUUUUUAGAUAGAUCUGCAAUAUUUUAACAAUUCCUGAAAAAGAAAAAGAGAGAGAAAUAGAUAAAAAAAAUAAAACAGAAUAAAAAAAAAGAAAUAGUAAAUGUAUGUCCUUUUCUCUCACAGAUUUUUAUUAAAAUUACUACUCUGCAUACAAAACAAUGGUUUCAUAUUUAGAUUCUUAUUAGAGAGUUUUAAUUAAAGCAAAAUUUUCAGCGCUUUUUAUAAGAAUACCGAUGUUUCGUUAUAUUGAUUACAUCGUAAAUGUUUUCUGUAUUAUUUGGGCAAAAUUUAUCUGUACUAAAUCUUAUAAUAACCUCCGAUGCGGAUUUUUGAAAAUUAGCAAGAUGCUCGCUCUGCAUGUAUUAGCUGUAAAUUUUCGCGAUAAAAUAUUCAACAAUUGCAAGGGACAAGGGGGACAAAUACAUCGAGAUCGAAAUUCAGAUUAUUUGUGUAUUCUACAACCUCUUAGUUUUUGUUUGUGAUAAGAUGAGUGAAAGUCAUGCUUCAUGUAAUCAAACCAAUUCUGACGCAUAAAAUUCCUAAUAGACGUUUCUUACCGAGUAGGUAAUCAAAAUGCGUCGCAGAAACUAUAGAAAGAUAUAUGAAUCGACUUAAUAAAGAUAUAUUGAGGAUAAUAGCGCAUCCCAUAUAUAUCAGCGCAUCUCUGUAAAAAGGCGUAGUGCAAUAGGGUAUAGUGUUUUUAUUUGACAUUCUCAUGUUACUUUUUAAA
This is a messenger RNA of Acromyrmex echinatior (Panamanian leafcutter ant), 2837 nucleotides long. Its product is annotated as forkhead domain 59A. Lineage: Eukaryota; Metazoa; Arthropoda; Insecta; Hymenoptera; Formicidae. The record is from RefSeq and is a predicted model, not a curated record. Gene Ontology annotation, molecular function: DNA-binding transcription factor activity, RNA polymerase II-specific; RNA polymerase II cis-regulatory region sequence-specific DNA binding. Gene Ontology annotation, biological process: anatomical structure morphogenesis; cell differentiation; regulation of transcription by RNA polymerase II.